AAUAACAAGCAACAUUGAAAAGCAAAGCAAAAAUAAAAAUAUUCUCCAUUUUCUUCAGGAAAAACCACACAAUUCACCUAGCAGGUGAAAGAUAAAGGAAAGAAAAUCAAGAACAGAUUUCCAGCUGGAAAAUGUAAAGGCUAAGAAUUUGUGACCGACACAAGUCAACAGGUGACUUUCAUGACUGAACGGAUAAUGGAACUUGGAUCCUUGUAGUCAAAUGAGUCACAAUUAAUACAAAGAUGAUGCCAAGCUCCAUAGAUGUGCCUAUUGUGAUUAUGCAGGGGAGAAUCCACGCUGAAGAAAAGCAGACACAAAUUAUCUGAAUGUGGUAAAAGCUUAGGUCAGAACUGCUCCUUUUUGGUUCAUGAAAGGACCCACACAAGAGAGAUGCCCUACAAGUGUUCCCAAUGUGGUAAAUGCUUUAGCAAAAAUGGCAACUUAGUGAUGCAUCAGAGGACUCACACCAGGGAGAAGCCUUAUGACUGUCCUGAUUGUGGGAAACAUUUCAUUGGAAAUUCACACCUGAGGAGUCACACAGGAGAGAAACCCUUUGAAUGUCCUAAUUGUGGGAAAAGUCUGAGUCAGUACUGCAGCCUGCUGAUACAUCAGAGAACUCACACAGAAAAUAAACCCUUUGAAUGUCCUGUUUGUGGGAAACGGUUCAUUACAAAUGCUCACUUGGUGAUACAUCAAAGGACCCACACAGGAGAGAAACCCUUUGAAUGUCCUAAUUGUGAGAAAAGUUUCAGUCACAAUUCCAAUCUGAUAAGACAUCAGAGAACUCACACAGGAGAGAAACCCUUUCAAUGUUCUGAUUGUGGGAAAAGUUUCAGUCACAAUUCCAACCUGGUAAGACAUCAGCGAACUCACACAGGAGAGAAACCUUUUGAAUGUACUGAUUGUGGGAAAUGUUUUAGUCAGAAUUCUGAUCUGGUGAGCCAUCAGAGGACUCACACAGGAGAGAAACCAUUUGAAUGUCCUGAUUGUGGGAAAAGUUUCAGUCAGAACUCCCACCUGGUGAUACACCAGAGGACUCACACAGGAGAGAAACCCUUUGAGUGUCCUGAUUGUGGGAAAAAAUUCAGUCAGAAUUCCAACCUGGUGAUACACCAGGCAACACAUACAGGAGAGAAACUGUAUGAAUGUCCAGAGUGUGGGAAAAGUUUCAGUUACCGUUCUAACCUGAUGAAACACCUGAGGACUCACACAGGAGAGAAACCGUAUGAGUGUCUAGAGUGUGAGAAAACGUUCAGUUCCCAUUCUAAUCUGGGAAAACACCGGAGGACUCACACAGGAGAGAAACCAUAUGUGUGUCCAGAGUGUGAGAAAAGUUUCAGUUACCCUUCUGUGCUUGUGAAACACCAGAGGACCCACACAGGGGAGAAGCCCUACAAGUGCUCCCAAUGUAAUAAAUGCUUUAGUGAAAAUGGCAACUUGCUGAUACACCAGAGGACCCACACAGGAGAGAAGCCGUAUGAGUGUCCGGACUGUGGUAAAAGUUUCAGUUACCAUUCUGACCUGGUGAAACACCAGAGGACUCACACAGGAGAGAAGCCGUAUGAAUGUCCGGAUUGUGGGAAAGAUUUUAGUCAGAACUGUUCCUUUUUGGUUCAUGAAAGGACCCACACAGGAGAGAUGCCCUACAUAUGCUCCCAAUGUGGUAAAUGCUUUAGCAAAAAUGGCAACUUAGUGAUACAUCAGAGGACUCACACGGGAGAGAAGCCGUAUGACUGUCCUGAUUGUGGGAAAUGUUUCAUUGGAAAUUCCGACCUCGUGAGACACCAGAGGACUCACACAGGAGAGAAACCCUUUGAAUGUCCAGAUUGUGGGAAAAGUUUCAGUCUCAGUUCCAACCUAAUAAGACAUCAGAGAAUUCACACAGGAGAGAAACCCUUUGAAUGUCCUGACUGUGGGAAAACUUUCAGUCAGAAUUCCAACCUGAUGAAUCAUCAGAAGACUCACACGGGAGAGAAGCCGUAUGACUGUCCUGACUGUGGGAAACAUUUCAUUGGAAAUUCCCAACUUGUGAGACACCUGAGGACUCAUACAGGAGAGAAACCCUUUGAAUGUUCUGAUUGUGGGAAACGUUUCAGUCACAAUUCCAAUCUAGUGAUACAUCAGAGGACUCACACAGGAGAGAAACCCUUUGAAUGUGCUAAUUGUGGGAAAUGUUUUAGUCAGAAUUUUGACCUGGUGAUACACCAGAGGAUUCACACAGGGGAAAAACCCUUUGAAUGUGCUGAUUGUGGAAAAAGUUUUAGUCAGAAUUCCCACCUGGUAAGACACCAGAAGACUCACACAGGAGAGAAACCCUUUCAAUGUUCUGAUUGUGGGAAAAGUUUUAGUGAGAAUUCCCACCUGGUAAGACACCAGAGGACUCAUACAGGAGAGAAACCCUUUGAAUGUUCUGAUUGUGGGAAAAGUUUCAGUGAGAAUUCCCACCUGGUGAUACACCGGAGAACUCACACAGGAGAGAAACCCUUUGAAUGUCCUGAUUGUGGGAAAUGUUUCAGUCAGAAUUCCCGCCUAGUGAGACACCGGAGAACUCACACAGGAGAGAAACCCUUUGAAUGUCCUGAUUGUGGGAAAAGUUUUAGUCAGAAUUCUGACCUGGUUGUACAUCAGGCAACUCAUUCAGGAGAGAAACUGUAUGAAUGUCCAGAGUGUGAGAAAACUUUCAGUUCCCAUUCUGAUCUGUUGAAACACCAGAGGACUCACACAGGAGAGAAACCGUAUGAGUGUCCAGAUUGUGGGAAAGAUUUUAACAGUAGUUCUAACCUUAUAAAUCAUGUAGUUUUACACACAGGAGAGAAACCUUUCAUAUGCCCAGUCUGCGGACGAUACUUCAGGUCUCAAUCUUCUCUUACUGCACACAAGGAAAUCCACAUGAAGCAAAAGUUGAGGAGUUUAGAGAAAGCCUGAAAUAUUUUGUGAUUUCCCAUUGAAAGUUUAGGUUAGAAAUUUACUAUUUGAAUUCUGCCUGAUUGUUUUUACUCAGACUUGUCUCAGGAUUAGGCUGUAGAUAUAGAGUAGAAAUGGAAAAUGUUAGUGUUGCAACGGCCCUUAAGCAAGUACCCUCAAUCCUAUGUUCUCUCUUAUGUGGCUGUUAUAUAAAUUUGUGAGUAGUUAAGAAGAACAGUGGUUACCUCAGGGUUGCGGACAUAGCACAGGCCCAAGUUUGCCUUCCAAAGACCUCCUCUACCCCAACCCCUUCCCUCCCCCACAGGCCUUUUCACUCCCACGGGGUCCCUGCAGUCCUUAGGCCUGACUCCCACUGCACUAGGCCUCUCACACAAUUGAACAGUGGAAAAUCUUUCAUUUUUAAUAAUGCAUUGUGCUAGAACUAUCAAUAGCUUUUGACAAAGAAAAAAUUGGGUAGCGUCAGUAUUGCUGUAAAUGCUAGGGCCAGGCAAAACAGAGAAGAGUUACCUCAAAGUACAAGAUGUACAGUGAAUAUGUUUAAUAAUAAAUUUGAUAAUAAAAUUGUAACAUAAAGCCCUUUUUCAAUUCUUGCUCCGUGUUGAGAUCUCCACAGAUACAGUGAGUUUCUAACCCACUACAAUUUUUCAGCUACCUGUAAUCUGUUUCUUCUGCAGUCUGCAUCUCUAUGACUAAUCUGUCUUCCUCAGCUUCCUUUCCCUCCACAUUAUAAAUUUAAAAUUUGAAUCAAUCAAUCAGUUUAUUACAGUCUUAGAGCACAGACCAG
Molecule: messenger RNA, 3709 nt
Organism: Ahaetulla prasina
Lineage: Eukaryota; Metazoa; Chordata; Lepidosauria; Squamata; Colubridae
Product: zinc finger protein 850-like
Exons: 4
Coding region: 391-2925 (844 amino acids)
Biological process (GO): regulation of transcription by RNA polymerase II
Molecular function (GO): RNA polymerase II cis-regulatory region sequence-specific DNA binding; DNA-binding transcription factor activity, RNA polymerase II-specific
Source: RefSeq, a predicted model, not a curated record